Messenger RNA from Haemonchus placei, 132 nucleotides. The record is from the annotation of a GenBank genome assembly. Lineage: Eukaryota; Metazoa; Nematoda; Chromadorea; Rhabditida; Trichostrongylidae.
AUGGUUGAUACAUCUGCGAAGACAAGAAUGGGCGUUGAUGACGCUUUUUAUACUCUAGUACGCGAAAUUAGAAGGCACCGGGAGCGGAAUCGUGAUGCACCGAGAAAGAAGAAAAAGUGCUCAAUUCUGUGA